Vombatus ursinus (common wombat) is the source of this 870-nucleotide messenger RNA. It is a transcript of the gene MDK, whose product is annotated as midkine. Bases 74 to 502 code for a protein of 142 amino acids. NCBI's taxonomy places the organism in Eukaryota, Metazoa, Chordata, Mammalia, Diprotodontia, Vombatidae. The transcript is spliced from 5 exons. Gene Ontology annotation, molecular function: growth factor activity. The record is from RefSeq and is a predicted model, not a curated record.
GCGGGAGCGGAGCCCAGAGCAGACAGCGAGCGAGCGAUCGGGGAGCAGAGACAGCGUCGGGGCCGGGGCCGAGAUGCAGCUCCGAAACUUCCUUGUGCUCACCCUCAUGGCCCUCCUGGCCCUGCCCUCGGAGGCUGCAAAGAACAAGAAAGACAAGGGAAAGAAAGGCAGUUCGGAGUGUGAGGAGUGGAGCUGGGGUCCGUGCACGCCCAGCAGCAAAGACUGUGGCAUUGGCUUCCGGGAGGGCAGCUGCGGGGGCGAGACCCGGCGCCUCAAGUGUAAGGUCCCCUGCAACUGGAAAAAGGAGUUUGGAGCGGACUGCAAAUACAAGUUUGAGAGCUGGGGCGCGUGUGACAGCAGCACUGGUACCAAAACCCGCCAGGGGACCCUGAAGAAAGCCCUCUACAAUGCCCAGUGCCAGGAGGCCAUCCGAGUGACCAAGCCCUGCACCCUCAAGGCCAAAGCCAAGAUCAGAGCCAAGAAAGGGAAGGGGAAGGAUUAGACCCAGAAGCACCACCUGACAAGGGGGCUUUGCCUCUGGGGGACUCCCAGAUGCCCUGUCCCUUUCCUCCCUCUGCCUCCCCCCUCCCCUUUCCAGCCCCCCAGAACUUAUUCCACACCAGGUGCCUUGUUCUUAUCAUUAGCUUUAUCAAUCACGAAGCCCUCCUCCCCACUUUCCCUCCAUUCUUCCCAGCCCUGCCCCGGAGCCCUGGCAUGAAGGGGUGGAGGGGUUCAGGGGGGAGGGAGGGACUAGGCCCUCCACUCCCUGCCCUGGCUCCCUCUCACCCCAAUGAUGUGAGCUCCAAUUCAGCCUACCCCCUUAUUCAAGCCAUCACCUUUAUUAAAAAAUAAAAAUAAAGUCUUUUUUUU